AUGAAACAACUCUUUAUUGUAUCGCAAGAAUCAAAUGGAAAAGGACCUGUUGUGUUCAGCUGGCAAAAAAGCGGAAACUAUUUGGCAUGUGUCGGCCCAUACAGACGUGUUCAAAUAUUCGAUAGACAAGGAAAUCUUUUCCAUCAAAUUUCAUUAGAAGAUCCUGGCAGAGUACUUGCAUUGGAUUGGGAUUGUUCCGAUGAAACACUAGCAAUCAUGCAAGAAGGCUCAAGUAAAAUUCCCCUAUUUCAUAUUAAUACAAAGAAAGAAGAAAGCAUUGAAACGAAUACAAAAGAGCUAAGUUUUAUGAGAUGGGCCGCCGCUGGACCCUAUCUCGCAAUCGGAAGUGUCAAAGGAACACUCUUAAUUUAUAAUAAGAAAUUGAGCAAAUAUGUCCCCAUCAAAGGAAAACAUACCAAGAAAAUAACAUGUGGAUCAUGGAACUCGCAAAAUGUCCUAGCAUUAGGUUCUGAAGAUUUACAAGUAACCAUUAGUGAUGUUGGAGGUGACACCCUCAAACAAAAACAAGCAAAAACAGAACCAAAAGGAAUGGAAUUUGUACGAGUAAAAAAGAGAAAUGCAAAAGACACAACAGUGGCUGCCAUUGUCGGUGGAAACUUUUGGAUGUACGACUAUGAUGAUGAAACGGAAUCAAAGCCAACAGAGUUAGGUUUCAGUGAUGAAUAUGGUCGGAUGAUCUCAUUCAAAUCGUUUGGAGAUGGGUAUUUAUUGCUUGGAUUCGAUCGAGGUUAUGUUGUUAUUGCUUCCACACACUCUGAUGAGAUUGGUAUGGAAGUAAAUUCAUGCAAGGUUCACGAUUCUGAAUUGAAAUAUGUUACCUAUUGCGAGGCCUUGAAAAAGGGAGCAUCUAUUGGAGAGAAUUGCGUGAAAGUUUUUGAUUUGUCUGAUUUGUCAGCCUUUGACACAAAUGUGAUCGACAAGUACGAGCUAGAUAAUGAGUAUGGAGCUUUGAGCCGAGCUGAAUGGACAGAAGACGGUCAAAUUUUAACAGUAAGCUCCAAUAACGGUAAUCUGUACAAUUUUUUGACAAGCAUUCCUGCUCUGAACGAUUGUCACGGCAAAAAUGUUCUCAUGCUCGUAUCUUUGAGAGAAUUAAUAAUUAAGGAUGAAGUUACCGAGAAAAUAAUUGCUCGGUUCAGUAUUGAUAUUGAACCUAGCUUUGUAGCACUUGGACCAGAGCAUGUUGCUGUAGGAAUGAACAACAGAGUUUGGUACUAUAGAAUUGACAAUGGUAAAGCCACCCUAAUUUCUACACGAGAGUAUUUGGGAACUGUAGAAAAAGUCUGUGUUGGUUUUGAUUAUGCUGCUGUACUUUCAGGCGGUAAAAUUACGCUGCACCUUAUUGAAGAUCCGGCACAGGAUGAAAAAUGGAAAGGACGUGAAGAGAAACACUUCCCAGAGAAAGACGAUGGAUCUUCCAUUACUACACUCACAAUGGCUCCCGAUUUUCUUAUUUAUGGAACCUCUCGAGGCGCUUUGUAUUACUUUUCGCUCGAUGACUGGUCGACUGUAAAUGAAUUUAGGCAUGAUGUCGGUAUUACUUCCGUGUUUACCAAUAUAAUAGGCACUAGACUUGUAUUUAUUGACGAGACCAAUGCUGGAUUUUUGUAUAGCCCCGUAGAUGAUUCUCUUUGUGGCAUCGACUCCUUCCCAAGUUCUGUUGACAAGGUUCUUUGGGAUCAAGCUGACCAAAAUAUUUUCGUAGCCUGCGAUAGCAAGAAAUUCACCACAUAUGUUUACAGUCACACCACAAGGUGGGGACCCAAGGUAUAUGUUGUUAAACUAGAUGGCGACACUCCUUCGAAAACACCAAGACCUGAAGGUUUCUCUCCAAUUUUCCUCAAUAAUGGAAAAGUGUGCUGUCAAAUGAAAAAUGGCUCGAUUGCUCAUAUUCGAUUAUCGAGUCAUUCAGAAAUUGAAGUGAAAAGCAAAGAAGAUAAGAAGAGAGCCUUCGCUCAAAACAUUGCACUACUUAGAUUAGAGGAUGCAUGGUCCAACGCUUUCGACCUCAACCAAGAAGAUUUUUGGAAUAAGCUCAAAGACGUUGCCAUAGACAAUUUAGAAUUGGAGCUUGCAUUGAGAGUUUAUAGACUCAAAGGAAAUGCAUCAAUGGUUAUGGCUCUCUCCGAGCUUAUCAACCUCGACGAGAUCAAUCUCAUCAUCGGUAACUUGGCCAUGAUUUCUGGUGAUUUUACCGAUGCGGAAUCCAAGUUCCUUCAAUCCACUCAACCAAUCAAGGCUUUAGAAAUGAGAAGAGAUUUAAUGAAUUGGGAUCGUGCUCUACAGUUAGCUCAAACCCUUGAUCCAAAACAAAUACCUCUCAUCUCAAGAGAGUAUGCCAACCAAUUGGAAUUAAAAGGAGAAUUCCAAAAAGCCUAUGAACUCUAUCAAAGGGCUCUCAUGGAUUCCAAUCCUGAAAACAAUGCUCACAACCAAAUGUGCAAUGAAGGCCUCUGUAGAAUUACUAUUCGAUUGGGCGAUCUUAGAAAAGGUUUUGAACUUGCAAUGAAGAGCAAGAAUAAGAAGCUUUGUAGAGAAUGCGCCCAAAUAUUUGAAGAGCUUUCUCAAUUCGACGAUGCUGCAGCGCUUUAUGAAGAAGCUGAAAUGUAUGAAAAGGCUGCCGAAGUUUAUAUUCAAAACAAAAGUUAUUCCAAAGUUACAAAUCUCAUGAAAUCGAAGAAUAUUAUGAACCCAAGACUCCAUCUUCAAUUCGCCAAAGCUAAGGAGCUGGAAGGCAAAUAUGAGGAAGCAGCAAACUCAUACGAAAAAGCAGGUGACAUUAAUAGUGUGAUUAAUAUCAACCUUCGCUAUUUAAACAAUAUUCCAAAAGCAAUCGAAUUGGUUAAAAAGACAAACUCAACAGAUGGAGCGAACCUCAUUGCCACUUAUUGCAAAGAAAAGGGUAACUAUAGAUCUGCUAUCGAAUUUCUCAUCAUGGCAGAAAAGGUCGAAGAGGCCUUUGAUAUUGCCAAGACACACGAUGAAAUGGACACCUACGCCAAAAUCAUUGAAAAUAAGGCAGAAAAAUCGGAUUACUUGAGCAUCGCCAAAUACUAUGAAUCUAAAGUAGCUUUGGAUAAGGCCGCUGAUUACUACUUUAAGUGUGACGAGUUUGCUACAGCCCUCACUUUGUAUGUUCAAUGUUCGAGCAGACUGAAACAAGACUCUAAGGAGAUGGAGUCUGUCAUUGAUAAGGCCAUUGACGUCGUCGCUGCAGCAAAGAACGACAACCUGACGCAUUCAUUGAUUGACUUUUUAAUGGGACAAGUUGAUAAUGUUCCAAAAGAUCCAAAGCACGUUUUUAGACUAUACAUGGCACUAGGCAACUUUAAGCAAGCUGCAAGUACUGCACUCGUUAUUGCAAAACAAGAACAAGAAAUUGGAAACUAUCAAAUUGCUCACUCGAUUUUGUACGACACGGUCAGACAGCUUGAAAAGAAGGGUCACCACGUACAAUUUGAACUCAGAGAAAGCCUCAAUCUUUUGCAUUCGUAUCUCAUUGUGAAAUACUUGACAAAAAUGCAAGAGCAAACCAUUGCGUCUCGAAUGCUCCUCCGUAUUACAAAGAAUAUCAGCAAAUUCCCUCACCACAUCGUUCCUAUCCUUACAUCCUCAGUUUUACUGUGCUACAAAUCAGGGUUGAAAAAGUCAGCAUUCGAGAAUGCAACCAUUCUCGUUCGACCUGAACAUCAAAAUCUUAUUCCAGCAGAAAAGAAAAAGACGAUUGUUCAACUUGUGAGAAAGCGAAAAGCCUACGAAGACGAACAAGAAAACACCUCUCCUUGUCCCAUUUGUUCUGCACAAGUGCCAGAUUUUUCACUCUAUUGUGAACAUUGCAUGAAUAAUUUGCCCAUGUGUAUCUCGUCAGGUAUGCACAUGACUUUGGAUGAUUGGUGUCAAUGCCCUCAAUGUGAAUUCUCUUCAAAACAUUCCUUCUUUAUCAAAAUGCUUGAAACUCUAGGAAACAAGUGUCCCAUGUGCUCUCAAGUGGUUAAUCCCAAGGAUGUCCAAAAACUUUCCACCGAACAAGCCAAGCUAGUGGUUGAAAAGUAUCUCAAGUAA
Naegleria fowleri is the source of this 4083-nucleotide messenger RNA. RefSeq lists its product as uncharacterized. The coding region runs from base 1 to 4083 and encodes 1360 amino acids. Gene Ontology annotation, molecular function: protein binding. The record is from RefSeq and is a predicted model, not a curated record. Gene Ontology annotation, biological process: intraciliary retrograde transport; cilium assembly. Gene Ontology annotation, cellular component: intraciliary transport particle A; cilium. Lineage: Eukaryota; Heterolobosea; Eutetramitea; Acrasida; Naegleriidae. The transcript has 2 exons.